This is a messenger RNA of Durotheca rogersii, 2755 nucleotides long. Its product is annotated as general substrate transporter. Gene Ontology annotation, molecular function: carbohydrate:proton symporter activity. Gene Ontology annotation, biological process: transmembrane transport; carbohydrate transport. Lineage: Eukaryota; Fungi; Ascomycota; Sordariomycetes; Xylariales; Xylariaceae. The transcript is spliced from 5 exons. The record is from RefSeq and is a predicted model, not a curated record. Gene Ontology annotation, cellular component: membrane. Bases 626 to 2269 code for a protein of 547 amino acids.
AUCGACCAGUAAAGCUCUUCUUAGUCCCCGUCUUAACCAUCCUAUCCUCUUGGCCGAGCCGAGGGCGCCCCGGAAAUGGCAACCUCAUCCCAACUCUGUUCGUCAUAAGGGCCAUGAUGGAUUCUGUCUACUGACAAAGAGCGUCUACCGGAUGCCUUGUCCUACGCCUGCGCAUGUCUGGCACGAGAAAAGCGGUGGAGGGCUCUCCACUAACAGGAGGCAGCCUAGCGAGUUGAUGGCUUUCGAGAUCGACAUAAUCCUCCUACUCGUGUAGACCUAUCGUAGCCCUAGACUCUCAGGGCCUUGCAGGGUUUAUCGUCGCAGUUGCAACUUCGCACCGAAUGUCACAUAGCUGUGAAUAGCUUGGUUCCGGAUCCCAGGAGAGGAGUCUUGUGUCUGCGGCCUGCUGUCAGCAGUGCCCGGGGAUCUACCCCAUCAUAUAUUGGGGUUUGUCUCUCGCCUUCCUCUCGUCCGCGAGUUUCUCCGUCCCCCUCGUCUUCUACAAAUCCAUCCCUGUGCGCUCUGAAAAUUCGACGCCCGCCAUCCCGUCAGCCGUUUUUCACAGGAUAUUUGUUCACGACAAACCGGCACUUUCUAGUGCGAUACCAACCGAUGUGUCGUGACCAUGGCUGCCCUGUCGCCAUCGUUCAUGGGCCUUCGUGGCAAAUCGCUGUCCAUGGCCGUUAGUUCAGUUGCGACCACUGGGUUUCUGCUUUUUGGUUACGAUCAAGGCGUGAUGAGCGGAAUUAUCGGUGCGGAGCAAUUCGCCAGCGCCUUCGAAGAAGUGAGGAACAAUGCUACGAUGCAAGGCCUGGUCACUGCCAUUUACGAGAUCGGCUGCCUUAUGGGCGCCAUGUUCAUCCUCGGCGUCGGUGAUCUCCUCGGCAGAAGAAAGGCCAUGAUGCUAGGAUCGUCCAUUAUGAUCAUAGGGGCCAUCAUCCAGGUCACCUCGUUCCCGCGCCAUGCUCCCCUGGCCCAGUUCAUCAUCGGCCGGGUGGUUACCGGAGUAGGCAACGGCAUCAACACCUCUACCAUCCCGACCUAUCAAGCCGAGUGUAGUAAGACCUCCAACAGAGGUCUGCUUAUCUGCAUCGAAGGCGGCGUCAUCGCGUUCGGCACUGUGAUCGCGUAUUGGAUCGAUUACGGCGCUAGUUAUGGCCCCCCCGACCUCACGUGGCGGUUCCCUAUCGCAUUUCAGAUCGUAUUCGCUCUUCUGGUGUGCGUCCCCAUGAUCUUCCUGCCCGAAAGCCCUCGCUGGCUGUUGACGCUCGAGCGCUACGAGGAAGCCGAAUAUGUCAUCUCCGCCCUCCGAGGCUACGAGCUCGAUAGCGAGGAGACGCGAGCAGAGCGUGAUAUUAUCUUGGAUUCCAUCCGCGCCAGUGGCCUGUCGGGCCGGAAGAGCACCCCGAUCAAGGCUCUCUUCACCGGCGGCAAGACCCAGCAUUUCCGACGCAUGCUGCUCGGCUCUAGCAGUCAGUUAAUGCAGCAGGUAGGCGGAUGCAAUGCCGUCAUCUAUUACUUCCCCAUCCUCUUCGAGACCAACAUCACUCCUGGAGACCACCACUUAGCCCUCCUCAUGGGAGGUGUGAACAUGAUCGUGUACGCCAUCUUCGCCACGACUUCGUGGUUCAUCAUUGAGCGAGUCGGCCGACGCAAGUUAUUUCUCUGGGGAACAGUUGGCCAAGGCAUGUCCAUGGUCCUCACCUUCGCGUGUCUCAUUCCGCAGACGCAAGGUGCUGCGAAGGGGGCGGCCGUUGGUCUCUUCACUUACAUCGCUUCAUUCGGAGCGACCUGGCUUCCACUCCCUUGGUUGUACCCUGCGGAGAUCAACCCGAUCAAGACUCGAGCGAAGGCCAAUGCCACCUCGACUUGCACGAACUGGCUCUUCAACUUCCUCAUCGUGAUGGUCACGCCGAUCAUGAUCGCCAAUAUCGGGUGGGGCACCUACCUGUUCUUCGCCGUCGUCAACGCGUGCUUCCUGCCGAUUAUCUGGUUUUGGUACCCGGAGACGGCGAAGCGGUCGCUCGAGGAGAUCGACAUCAUCUUCGCCAAGGGGUUCGUCGAGAACAAGUCCUACGUGCGCGCCGCCGAGGAGCUGCCGCUCCUCACCGACGAGCAGAUCGAGCAGGAAGCCCUCCGGUACGGGCUCAUCGAUACGCUGGCCCGGGGCGCCACCCACUCUGCGGGCCCUGCGGGCGCGCCCGAAGAGAAGGCCAUCAGCGAAAAGAGCGAGACCGAGGCCGGGAGUCGCGAGGAGAUCGAGAACUGAAGUAUCAUAGUCCAAGCUUUUUUCGGUAUUCGGCAGGCAAUCGGUAGAGCGAAUUCGUCGUUCCAAAACUUCAUAGUUCAAUGCUGUGUCAGUUUAAAAAACAAGACGCGUCUGAGGCCGAGGUGCUUAACUUGGCUAGGCUAGAGAGCCCAGACCUUAAGAUGACCUAGUCUAUCCUAUCCGCCGAGGGGGGUUGGAACGGAGUAGACGGCCUACGUAGAUACAUCCAAGACCUCAGCAGUAAGAACUCACUCCCAUAGACCGUAUAAUUUCCAUGCUACAGAGCAUCUGCGAAUCCCUGGCUUUCCCAAUGUCUCAGAGAGCUAGCUUACUGUCUCGCAACAAAAAUUGCUUCCCUUCGCACCGUCGCAGCUAGGUAUUACCUAUCCCUACUUAUCUAAGUGUACGGACAGGGCCACGAGCAUGGGUUCACGCUGGCGUCUUUCCCCGUGCCUGGAACGCGUGAAACCGCCACAAUGUUUUCCG